AUCAAAAGUGUAAACAGCAACAGAAUCUCAAUAUAAUCCACGCUGCUCCAUAUAAAUUAUAAUUCAAAUUUUUAUCAACAAUGAAAGUGGGUACGCGUACAGUUUUGCUUAUCGCAUUACACUUGACGGUCGCAAAAAAUUUUGACAAGUGCGAAUUCGCUACCGAGCUCUACAGGAGGCAUCAAGUUCCAGUGGAAGACAUCUACAAGCAUUUCUGCAUCGCCAGCUCUCUGCAUCUCUCUACGGGUUACAAUAGUGAGCACGGCAUGAUAGGUAUCUACGGAAUUGGCAACCAAUGGUGGUGUGGACAGGAUGCGCCUGGUGGUGGUUGCAACGUAAAGUGUUCAGAUUUGCUCGAUGACGACAUUGCCGACGACGUCAUCUGUGCCAAUUUAAUUUUGUCGCAGCAGGGCCUUAGAGCAUGGGUCAAAAGUGAAGCGCCAUGCAAACGUAGAUACGCACAAACGGUUGACGAAUGCUUGGACACCAAGCCGAAUGUGUCGGAUUUGCCAACGACUACGACUGUUUCAUCAACAAUUACAGCUGUGACUACGAUCGCAUCUAAAACAGCCGAUAAAUUGACCGCACCGACAACAACCACAGCAUCGAUGGCACCAACAACAACCACAACAUCGAUGGCACCGACAAUAACCGAACCGAACCGAACCGUCCAACAGACCAACAGACCAACAACGACCGUAUCAUCAAAUACAAAUCGGAAUUCCACGAAUGAAGGUCAUAAAAUCGCCGAUUGUCACAACAGCUCUCCACAUCAAACGUUAAACCCGUCGUCGGUCCAAUGUUCGUGUACAGCGCAAAAUAUUUUGCUCUCCGUUAUCGUUAUGACAUUGCCAUGUGCCAUUGCUGCCGUUAUGUACAGAUAUCGUAACUUGAAGCGAUUUGUGAGAUCUGCGCACGAUAAGGAAUACGAGGAACAAUUGAUAUAGUUUAAGGGUAUUUUUAAGAGGGAAGAAAGAAUGACAGAAAAUUAAAUAAAGAACCAAAAUGAAUUUCAAAAACUGUUCCUGAUGGAACUACGAGAAUUUUUUAAAUGGUCGGCAGGUACGUUUUUUUCCCAACUACAAAAACUCUAUC
Messenger RNA from Bradysia coprophila, 1095 nucleotides. RefSeq lists its product as uncharacterized. NCBI's taxonomy places the organism in Eukaryota, Metazoa, Arthropoda, Insecta, Diptera, Sciaridae. Gene Ontology annotation, molecular function: lysozyme activity. The record is from RefSeq and is a predicted model, not a curated record.